Messenger RNA from Tetrahymena thermophila SB210, 381 nucleotides. RefSeq lists its product as hypothetical. The record is from RefSeq and is a predicted model, not a curated record. Lineage: Eukaryota; Ciliophora; Oligohymenophorea; Hymenostomatida; Tetrahymenidae. The transcript has a single exon.
AUGUGGCGAGCGCACAUUUUUGAAAUCUAAAAAUUUGAGUCGUGCGCACAUGUGCGCAUCCAUUAAAAACCCUAUUCAAAUGCCAAUGCGCAUAUUUUUAAUAAAUAAUAAAAUAGGUUUUAUAUUUUAUAUAAUUAAAAUAAAUCUCUAUCAAAACAAUCAUAUCAUCAUCUGAUUAACAAUCUUCUUCAAUAUAAGGGUUAAAGAGUAAACAUUAAUAAGAAAUAGAACUAUUAAAGUAAAAUUAAAAGCUUGAGUUACAAUAGAUAAACUCUUACACAAAAGAAGAAACAGAACACAUAUAGAAAACCAGCAAAAUUAAAUAAAAACAAAAAAAAAAGCUAGAGAAGAAAUAACUGUUUAAUCAGAUAGCAAUAAUGA